UUUCUUUUGCUUCUCUGCUCUCUGCGCGUUUCGAAAGAACACAUACCUACUUCUGUGCUUCUACCCUGCUUCUACCCCGCUGACAUCAUGCCUUCCGCUCUACUCAUUGGCGACAUCACCCACGCCAGGAAAGAAUGGGAGGACCUCUCGUCCAUUCUGACUCUGAAGGAAUUCCCCUCAGGAAAUAGAGAAGACUUCAUCCGCAAUCUUAAAGAUGGAAAGUACGAUGACCUGGUCGCCAUCUACCGAUCCAAUACUUCUACAAAGUUCACUGGCCCGUUCGACGCAGAAUUGAUCUCGCUGUUGCCCAAGUCGCUGAAAUAUAUCUGCCACAAUGGAGCUGGCUACGACAAUAUCGACAUUCCUGCUUGCUCAGAGAAGGGAAUCUCCGUCUCUAGCACGCCGGUUGCUGUGAACAAUGCCACCGCAGACGUCGGCAUCUUUCUUAUGAUCGGCGCCCUUAGACAGGCCUACGUGCCAUUGACUGCGAUUCGCGAGGGCAAAUGGCACGGACAAACCACGCUGGGCCACGAUCCCAAGGGAAAGGUGCUUGGAAUCCUCGGCAUGGGAGGAAUUGGUCGCGAAAUGGCCAACCGCGCGCGAGCCUUUGGGAUGACAAUCCAAUACCACAAUCGGUCGCGACUGAGCCCUGAGUUGGAGCAGGGUGCUAAAUACGUCUCGUUUGACGAUCUGCUGGCUACGUCUGACGUGCUGAGUCUGAACCUGGCUCUCAACCCGUCUACCCGUCAUAUCAUUGGUGAAAAGGAGUUCCAGAAGAUGAAGGACGGGGUCGUGAUUGUUAACACCGCUCGCGGUGCGCUAAUUGACGAGAAGGCGUUGGUUGCCGCGUUGGAGUCGAAGAAGGUGAUGUCUGCCGGCCUAGACGUGUACGAGAAUGAGCCGAUUGUAGAGCUCGGCCUGCUCAACAACCCCAGAGUGAUGCUUCUGCCGCAUAUCGGUACAAUGACCUAUGAGACGCAGAAGGAGAUGGAGAUUCUGGUGUUGGAUAACUUGCGGUCGGCGGUGGAAAAGGGAGAACUCAUUACGCAAGUCCCAGAGCAGAAGAAAUAA
Aspergillus nidulans FGSC A4 is the source of this 1071-nucleotide messenger RNA. Its product is annotated as D-mandelate dehydrogenase-like dehydrogenase. Lineage: Eukaryota; Fungi; Ascomycota; Eurotiomycetes; Eurotiales; Aspergillaceae. The transcript has 7 exons. Bases 88 to 1071 code for a protein of 327 amino acids. The record is from RefSeq and is a predicted model, not a curated record. Gene Ontology annotation, molecular function: oxidoreductase activity, acting on the CH-OH group of donors, NAD or NADP as acceptor; NAD binding.